CUAAACCAAAACAUGGCGGUAACAAGAAAAGUAAAAACAAGGAACGAAGUCAAGAUAAUCAACAUGUUCGGUAACACAAAUUGAUGUGCAUGAGUGCAUAAAUGAUUGAAGUUGCUGUUUAAAUCAUGGAUAUAGAAGAAGAAAGUUCCAAUUGUGGUAUUCUAGAUUUGUAUGGUGAUUUGAUCACAGAUGAAAAUAUUCAGAAGCAUGAAGACUAUGAAGAGCUUGAUAAAAACUACAAAGAAGCUUUAGAUAGAAUAACCAGCUUAGAAAAAGAUUUGGAUGAAAGUCGUAAUACUGAAACAGAGUUAAAGAAGAAGAUAGAGACACUAGAGAAGAAUUCUUCAGCUUUAUUAAUAACUGCCAGAGCAGAGCUACAGAGAAAAGACAGGGAACUAGCUAGUCUUAGGAGAAGUGAAGGAAAUGAUGGGGUGUCCUUAUUCAGAAAGAGAAUGCAUCAUCAAAAUUUUAGACAAAGAAGAGAAAGUAGCAAUAGCCCAAGUGACAGUGAGAGACAAAGUAUGGAUAUACAACCUCCUUUACAGGGUACCAGUAGACCACCUCCUUUACAGGGUACCAGUAGAAAGGAUAAUACUGCGGCAGAUGGUGGUGUUCCAGAUCUGUACCACUUUGAUGAUAAGGAGAACAUUGAAAAUGAUCUCAAGCAAUCACGCAAACGAAAACAUAGCACAGAAACGGAAAAUCUUGUUAAAAGUGAUUCAAAGAAAUACAGAUAUGAGAAUGCUAGAAAUGAAAGAUUAAGGGUUAGUAAUGAAAGGAGUAGAAGGCAUGAUACAGACCAAAGAUUAGCCAGAGGGUCUUCUGUAGUGCCUCACUCAAGUAAACAGGACACUGCUAGACGAUUAUUACAAAAGAGUAAAAAGGAUCUUCGUAGAAAGUCUGGUGAUUUAAUGAAACAUGUGUCUUCAAAAUCAAAUCUUGAUAAAGUGACAGAACAUGAUGAUAUGAAACAUUCAGAGAGGGAAAGUCAGUACGAAUCUGAUAAGACUAGAAAUUUAAAAUCACAAUCAAAAGAAAAAGAAACUAAGCAAAGAUCACAUAACUCAAAGGAAAGAUCCUCAACUCCAGAUCAGAGACCAUUACGAGUUGAUUCACCUUCCAUUAAGAGGAUUAGGAAAAUUGAUGAGAGAUCACCAAGGAGAUUUGAAAGAUCUCCAAGAAUGAAAUAUGAGUCUUCCUCAAAUAACAGCAGACGAAAUAGGAGUGAUAGUAGAGAAAGUUAUUCAAAACAACAAAGUAAAAGUCCUCAUGAAUGUCAUUCCAGGAGGGACAGACUCCCAUCAAGAAAACGAAAUUAUUCAGAUGAAGAAUCAGACAGUGAUUUGAAACAAAGAAAAAUACGGGGAACACCUGAAAAGCUCUAUUCUAUGAAGAAAUCUCCUAAAAAGAUCACUGAUAGAGAUAAAGGGGAAUUACACAAUAAAAAUCAGGAAGAUAAAGUUAUUGAGAAAAAGUUUAAGUCUGUUUCCAUAUCCCCAGAUAAACUCAAAAGAAGUCCAAAAAAUGAGAAAUCUAAAUCUACCUCAACUACUAAUACUUCUGAAAAGGCUAUUGAGAAAAAGGAUAAUUCUGUGUCCAUAUCACCAGACAAACUUCCAAAAAGUCCACAAAAUGAGAAACCUAAUUCUACCUCAACUACUAAUACUACAGAUGGAAAGGAAAACAAUGAAAUGAACAUUAUACAAGGUAAACAUUCCAGAAGUAAAAGUAAAGAAAUAAUGGAAGACAAGAAUAAAACAGAUUCAAAAAAUUCUAGCAGUAAGGAUAAAAACCUUGGAAAUAGUUUGAAAAGCUCACCAGUAAAGAAAUUAUCGGAUGGUAAGAAACAGUAUGAAAAAGAAUGUAAGUUAACAUCUGAUAAAAGUAAAAACAAGGAUUUUGAUGAAUGGAAUGCCUUGAACUAUAGAACAAUCACACCAGAAAAAAUAUCUGAUAAGAAAGACAAAGGUGAAAACAAAUAUGUGAAACCAAAGAGCAGUAGGAAUGAUGACAAGGUUUUAGAAGUAGAAAGCUCUCCAAAAUUAAAGUCAUGCGUUGUAAUUACUUCUAAACACAAAUCAAUUGAUAGAGAUGUUAGUCAUUCAUCUAAACAUUUGGAUAAAAGUAAAUCACGAAAACUUUCAAAGAAAGAGUCAUCUCGCCAAAAACACACUGAGAAAGAUAGAAAACAUGAAUUCUCAAAGAAGGAAGAUACUAAAGAGAAAAAUAUAAAACGAAGAAAGGAACAAAAGAUUGCUCAGAAUGAUGAAUCUAUUGAUGAUGAAGAUGAUAAUGAAUUGGAUACUGAACAUUUAUUUGACCUUCAAAAAGACAGGGAGGCACUCCUGAAGGAAAUUGAAAUGUUAGCUCAAUUAAAUUCACAGACAGAAGAAUCUGACAGUGAAAUACAUCCAGAUAUGAUUGAAGACAGUGUUUAUUUAUCUAGUAAAAAUUCUGAAAAAAGUGGUUCAGAGGUUAAUGAUUCCUCCACAAAAAAACAAAAUAUUUGCCACAAAGAUAAAACAAUGAGCCCAUUUAGACAUGAUGACUUAAAAUCUAAAACAUAUAAAGGAAAAGAUGAUAAAAAAGAAUCUGACAUCAAAAUUGAAAAGAAAUCAUCUAGUAUAAUUGAAAAAGAAAAGGAAACUGAUAAAAACGCUAGUGUUUUGAAAAAAGGAAUCAGUAAUAAUUCUGCUGAAGUUAAUAGUGAUGGAACAAAUACAAGUUCUAAAACUAGGCAUGAUUCAUUUCCAAACACAUAUUUGGAUGAUUCUAUUAGAAAAAUUGACAGUAAUGAAGAAACUAAGAAAAUAUCCCCACACAUUACAGAAAAAACACAUAAACAUAAAAAGCAAAAGAAACGUGACAGAGAUAAGAAAAGGAAAAGUGAUGUAAACAAUGACUUAGAAAAGAAAGAAGAAAGCAGGAAUGAAGGAAGAAAGCACACCAUUAAGGAAACAAUUUCUCCUCAGCAAGAUAAUAAUCUCAUAGAUGAUAUUCAAGUGGUUACAAAUACUAAUAGUGUUGAAGAGGUCCAAAACAUUUCUAAUCUUGAUACUUUUAGAACAGUCACAUCCACUACAGAAAGUGUUCUGGAUAUAAGUUACAAUCCUCUUGAUGAAUUUCCUGUCAAAGAGACAAACUCUCAAAGGGUUUGUUCUAAAAAUAAAACUUCUAAUAUGGAUCAAGUGCUUACUAAUGAUAACGAAUCUUCAAAAAAUAUCCAGUUAGUAGACAAAAUGUGUGAUGAUUCAAAUGAAAUAGACAUGAUCGAUAACACAUCACAUACAGCCAAUAGCAAUUUGAUAUCCAACAUGUCCAAAGAAGAAAACGUAAAAUGCAAAAACCUAAAUGAAGAGCAUAAAACUACAGAGAAUGAUGUUAGAGAUGAAAAAUGUAAAACUUCACAUGAUUUAGAGAAAACUGACAUUCAGGUAUUGGACAAAGGUAAAAUGCUAGAAAAAGAAACUCUCUGCGAUACCAAGAUUGAAAUACCAAAUGAUUCCAAUAACAUAGACAUUAUAAACUCUUCAACAGAAACUGGAAGCAUUGUAAGUGAUGCCAUUUCAAACCUUGAAGGUAUGAAAAAUAAGCAGGAAAGCCAAGAUACAGUUUUAAACCCUGAUAGUAUAGAAAAUAAACAAGAAAGCCAAAACACAAUUUUAAUCUCUGAUAGUAUAAAAAAUAAAGAAAUCCAAGAUAAAAUUCAUGAAACAAGUGCUAAUAGAACUCUUAAAAGUGAUGAAGAUGACAUAGAGGAAGGGGAAAUAACAAGUGAUUCAGAAGAUGAAAUUAAGGAAUGUAAUAAGGAAAGAACUAACCUCAAAGAUCGAAACAAACUAAAGGAUGAAAGAAAAUGCAGACAUGAUAAACCGGAUGAAUCACGACACCACCUGUCAAGAGAGAAACUUGAAUCUGGUGUUAUGGACAGAAAAAGACGGGACUCUACAAGUUACAAAGAUGAUAAACUUGAUUCUGGUGUUAGGGAUAGAAAAAGACGUGUUUCAACAAGUCAUAAAGAUGAGAAACAUAGAGUAGACAAAUCAAUUGGCGAAAAAGAGAUAACAGAAUCAAGAUUUAACAUUCAUAAUCAGAGUGAACAUUCGAAAUGCAAUGAUAGGGAACGAAACCUCAAAGUGCUAAAUGACAGAAAAGAACGUUUUAGUAAGAAGGAUGAAACAAAGUUGAAGGAUAAAGAAAAGACAAAAUGUGAUAAAUUAAGUCAUGAAAAGGACAUGAAAGAGGAAAAAAGAAAAGAUGGAAAAUAUUCUGAUGAUAGAAGUAGAAUAAGAGGAAACAGUACAAAUAAACAUAAUGAACUAAAAAAUGAAAAUGACAAAAAGAAAAGUGAGAAACAUAGAGAUGAUAAAAAGGAUGAAAAGAAAGAUAUCAGUAGGCGUAACAUUGAAGACAAACAUAUUGAUAAACAUAAGUAUGAAGACAAAAGUUCAACAACUAAGGAACAGAGGAAGAAAAAUGCUGAUGAAUUACAAAAAUCUAGUGACAAAUAUGACGGUAAAGAUAGCCAUUCAAAUAUAGCUAGGAAAAGAAGGAAAUCAAAGGAGGAAGAAAAGCUUCAACUUCAAUUUACAAUCAGAAAUGAACGUGCAAUAGAUGAUAAAAUACAACCCAAAAGUGCUAAAGACAUAUUACAUGAAAAAGACAAAAGUGUAUUAAAGCAUGAUUCUUUACAACCAGGAGACACAUGUAGUUCUCAGGGAAACAGUGUACAGUUGAGAUAUAAACAUAACAGUGAUUCAAGCAAAGAAGAAGAUAUUCAAGUUCAUAAAAAGAAAAAAUCAUAUAGUGCUUUACAAACAGACCCAAAUGAUGAAAGAUUAAAAAUCAGGGGGAAAGAUACUGCUGAAAAGCCUCAUUUGAAAUCUGAAUCUGUGCAUAAAAAAUAUAAACAGUUUGAUAUAGAGGACCAUGAAGAUGUAUUUGAACAUGAGAAAAAAGAUGAUGAUAAGCAAUAUCAGUCAUGCAAUGAAACUGAAUUUAGAAAUAUUCAAGAUGACAAUGAAGUGUCCUUAAAAAGGGAUUUUCAAAUAAAGGAAAUCACAGGUACUAAGAAAUAUGUAAUUGCUGAAUCGGAUAGUUAUGUUAAAAGUAAACCUCAUAUUUCUGAAGAUAAAGUGGAUUUGCAUCAGAGUGGAAAAGAAAAAGAAAUAGUUGCAGAUUCUAAUGAAAAUAUAAGAAAAUCAAAGGCUAAACAGAGACAUAGACGAAAAUCUUCAACCACAGAGAAAGAAUCCAGAAAAAAUAGAGAUAUGAAUUCAGAUGUUGGAAUUAAACUAAAGGCCACAUCUAAUUCCAAAGAAAUUCAAGAUGAGAAACAGGUAAAAGGAAAUGUCAUGGAGAACAUAACAGAACAAAAAGUUAAAGAAAUUGAUAAAGAAAUUUGCGAAGAAUUGCCAGAUUAUGCCCCUGAAAAUAAAUCUAUUAUAACAGGGACAGAUAUUGAAUAUGAGAAACUUAAACCAUAUUCCAAAGAUACCAAUACCUCAGAUACAUCUUACCUGAAAGCAUUACAAGGAACACUAGAAGAUAAAAAUGUCAUAAAAGAUUCUCGUACAAGUCAAGAAAGUGAUGAAGAUAUUGAUAUUGAUAUAGUAGACAUUGAAAAUCUUGAUGAUGACAACUGUUAUGAGAAACAAAGUGAUCAGUUAAGACAGGUUUCAGAAUCUUUGUUAGCAUGUUCUUGUGCUAGAAUGAGAAUUUGGCAUAGACAGCCAAAACAUGGUGAAACUAAUGUUACAAUUGAACAUUGUGAAAUACAAAAAGAAGGAGUACAAAGACAAAAUUCUGGUGAUGACAUAAAUAUAGAUGAAAUGCAUACAAGUGAUGCAUCAGAAAGUGUUAGUGAUUCUCAAACUUUUGAUGAAUCUUAUUGUGCAUCUCAAAAAGGACAUUUAUCUACGAACACUGCACCAAGAGGGGUUUACUAUCAAAAACAGGUUAAUAACAAACAGGAAAGUUCUGAAACUAGCACUGAUACUGAAAAUAAUAGAUUAAAUGUUUAUAAUAAAGACACUACAACAGUCGGUACAGAUUUUAUGGAAAAUGUAACUAACGAAACAGUAGAAUUGCCUCACUCAGAUGUUCAGCAUCUUGAUGAUGCUGAAAGUAGUCACCAGGGCUUGAAACAAGGAUAUAAAAUUCCCAAAAUAAAACUAUCUGACAAAAAACAUGUUGUUAGGCACAAGGAAGAAAAAGAGGAGAAAAGGUCUGAUGGGAAAGAAUUAAAACAUAAACAUAAAAGCAGAAGUUUUAAACAUGACUUAGAGAGAACUAAAGUGGAUAAACAGGAUAAAGAAAAAAGAUUUGAUGAGAGAAGUAAUGAAACUAGUAAACACAGGACUGUAGAACUAAGGAAACUUCAUAGAUGUAUUUCGCUUCAUGAUGAUGAAAGUUCUAAAACUAAAAAAAUAAAAAGUAGAAGUAUAUCUUCAGACGAAAGGCUCAUUAAAAAAUCAGAUUUACAAUAUCAAGGUGACACAGGUACUAGCCAGAGACAAACAAGUCAUAGUACUGAGUUUAGAGAAAGUAAGAGAGAAUAAAACAAUGGUCAAAGUUGGUGCAUAAAUAGACUGUUAAAAAAUACACUAAAGAGCAAACACCUGUAAUUAAAUUUGUAAUUUUGAGACGUGUAGUUAACCACCUUUAUGGUUGAAUUAUUCUUGUGUUUAAUAUCUUAUUAAUAAUGGAGUAUUUCAUCUUAGAUCAUCAUAAUAAUGAUAAGUUGAAUUAUACUUCACUAAAUUCCAAAAAAAAGACACUCUUUAUCACUUUUAUUCAAGAUAUUGUAAUUCAGACAUGAUGCUAGUUUGUUGUUUUUAUUUAAAUAUCUUUAUAAAUUUAUUAACACUUGUUCAUAGUGAAGUAAAAUCUAAAUAAUUUGUAACACUGAGUGGAACUUUUGAAAGAAUGUGAACUGUCGGGCAGAACCAUUUUUGAUAAUCAUGACUAUUGUUUGAUAUAGGUGAGAUAGAAGUUGUGUUUUUUCUCCCAUAUUUAAUAAACCUUGGUAAGCAUUUGUUUAUUUUUUCUCCCAUAUUUGAUAAACCUUGUUGAAGUGUUUGUUAGGAAACAAACUUUGGAUGACUGUUAUAGAUAUCACAGAUUCAUAGACAAAACCUAUUUAAUAUCAUUUUUUUUGUACUGAAUUGUUUUACCAAAAACCAAAAUAUAAUGAAUCUGAGUCUGCAAUACACAAUUUAUAAUUAUAAAAUUAUAUAUGAAAUUGAUAAAACUUAGGGAUAGAUAUCUAUGAUAACCUAGGUGCAUGUGGGAACUUAAGUUAUGUAAUCAUAUCAAAGAAAACCUAAACACAAAUUUAAAGACCCCAAAUAUUGUACAAUAUUUGCUGAGUUAAUCUAUUAAAUGGAAAUAAUAUUAUAUUACGGAUUACAAAUGUGUUGAGGUUUGUGAUUGGAUAACAACACAGAGAUGUCAGUAUAUAUCUAGGAAACUGCCUGCCGGGGUAUAUACAAGGUUUUAUCCCCAAUUGGAACCUCAAAGACGUAGUAAAAAACUAUCCGACUGUCAUAGGGAAAAUAAUGAUGUGCUUCAGUCAAUAAUACAUUUUUGAUACAAAAUCACGCAAUAUACACUUAAUACUUAAAUUUAAUGUUAAAAUUGUUAUUUUAAAUGAUUACAUACACGAUAAAAUUAUGUUCACAGCAAAUUAGAAAAUCCUUCACGUAUGCUGAUCAUACCAGGGUUGGUUUUUCAAUAUAUAUGUGUUGUCAACAAAUACCUGCACUGGAAAAUAACAUUAACACAGGGGUAAUCCGUAAUAUAUGUGUAAUUCAGGUCUCAGAAAGGGUAUAUACUGUGACAUUCCUGGCUUAGGGCUUAUAUCCCCUUUCGCCAUCGGCUCAGGGGAUAUAAAGCUGGGAAUGUCACAGUAUAUACCCUGGCUGAGACCUGAAUAACAUAUAAUAUUCCAUGUAAGGAAAGAGAUUGUUUCUACUAUGUUUAUUUUAUUAAAGGCACAAACAGCAACAAAUUUGUGAAUAAAAGUAUGUUAAUUAGCAAUGAUUAGAAAAUAUUUAAAGUGAACAUAUGAUUGCAUAUAUAGCAUGUAUAGGUAUACAUAUUGUACUAACUAUUUAUUAUUAGCUGAAAACACCUAACCAACUAAUGUGUUCUUUCAAAACAAUGUUGUUUUUGAGAGUUAUUUGUAGUUGAAGAAAUUACUGUGUUACUCAUGUUAUAUGAUUUAUAUUUUUUCUGUGUUAAAUGUUGUUUUGAAUUUUAAGUCUUUAUACUUUUCUUUAUUGAAAAUAACAUGUAUGAAUCUAUUAUUAAAAUAGGCUUCACUACAAUAUACAAUCAUGCACAAAGAAAGAUAACUCUAACUCAAAUUUAUAUUUGCCCAGCUUAUUUAUUUUGAAUGAACAAAAUUACAAAAUGAAAGCAACCUUUGUCCUUUCAGUCCUUACAAGCAAUUUUAUAAAAAUUGAUAUGUACAAUAAUCACAGUUUUCUUAAGUAUCUAGAGAGUUUACGGAAAACCAAGUGUUAUAUACUGUGUCAUAUUGUAAACAUUUAGACAUUAGACGGUAUAAAAACAAAUAAUCUGUAUUAUUAGUAAUAAAUUCAGGCAGCUUAAGUUUUUGCAAUACUGUAAAUACAAGAUAAAUAUUUGAAAGUCUUGAGAGGGAACAAUUUUACAUUUGUAAGUGCUUACUGGAGCAUGGGCAUAUGUUGUAUAUAUCUUAAUGAUCACAUUUUUAAUAAAAGAAAAUGUAUAAAUGCUAAUAAGCUGACAAAGUUAAAAUGAAUGUAAGGUAUACAUGUGAGUUUAACAUCAAACCUGUUAAUUUGUAUGAAUACAUUUUGAGUUUAUUUUUGGAGUAGUUUUUCAUUUACUAUUAUGAGAUGACUAAAAGUUUCAUCUGUAGAAUGGCAGGUAGGUGUACAAACCAAUCUGACAGAAACAUGACUGAUUUAUUUUCAUUUAAGUGAUGUUUUUGCUGAGAGCAUAAAGCAUUAAACCCCUUCUGUCAGUCUGCUCCUGGUAAUUUGUAUGUCACCAUUUGACAGGUACAUAUUUGAUCAAUGAUUCACUCAAGAGUCUUUAUGAAUGAAAAUUAGAAAUGUUUAAGGGAGAAGGACUUGUAAGAAUCAUCCAUAGAGAAAUGAUCAAGUAAUCAGUGCACAAAUCUACUCGACAUGUAAUAGGGUCACCUGACUAGUUAUUGUUGUUGAUAUUUGUGUUUAGGUUAGUUUCAAGUAGAAAAUCAACUGAAAUUGAUUGAAAGAGUCCCUGCAAAGUGUAUGUUUCUAUCUUAUAGGGGUAAUUAAUCUGAACUUAAUGUCAUUUUCGUAUUUUAUUGAGCUAUUUAUAUUAAGACUGUCGGCAUAUCAUUCACUUAAAAUUAAUAAUUCAGACAGACAUUUCUGCAUGCUCCCCUUUGUUGUAUAUAAUUCGUUAUUGACAACCUCAAAUUACAUAUGAUGUACAUUUUAUUUAUUUGAUUAUCUUGUGUCAAUCUCGUGCCAGAUGUAAAGCCUAAGUCCCAUUCAAUUACAGUUUACACAUUUCAAGUUAUGCUAUUUUAUACAUACAAAUGUUCAUUAUAUAAUUUA
Molecule: messenger RNA, 9596 nt
Organism: Mytilus trossulus (common blue mussel)
Lineage: Eukaryota; Metazoa; Mollusca; Bivalvia; Mytilida; Mytilidae
Product: protein split ends-like
Exons: 4
Coding region: 126-6560 (2144 amino acids)
Source: RefSeq, a predicted model, not a curated record